Peniophora sp. CBMAI 1063 is the source of this 2928-nucleotide messenger RNA. The record is from the annotation of a GenBank genome assembly. NCBI's taxonomy places the organism in Eukaryota, Fungi, Basidiomycota, Agaricomycetes, Russulales, Peniophoraceae.
AUGGCUGAACGCUGUCGACGCUUCUUGUUUUAUGUCGCUCUCGUCCACAUCGCUUCCGCUGCCGUUUCCCCGCCUCUCCAGUGGAUCAAUCUAUCCAAACUUCUUUCCGGCUCUGCCCCUCCCGCUCUCAAAGAUGCAUCCAUUGGCUAUGACGAUACGACGAGGACGCUGAUCGUUUUCGGUGGCGAGUCCGCCGGAGGCUUCCCUCAGGAUUCGACUUACCUUUUAAACCUCGACUCGCUCACAUGGGCCUUCCCAUCACCUCCGAACGGCCUCUCUCAAAAGCCCGCUGCUCGAAGCCAGGCAGUAAGCGGGGACGAUUUCGCGGCGAGUUAUCGCAAUGCCCACGUAGUCAUCGGCGGGCUCGGAACGGAUGGGAAGGCACUGUCCGAUGCCUGGGUAUUCGAUUACAAUAAUGAGUUCUGGGGUUUGGUGCAGCUCUCAGGCAGUGGCCCAACUGUGUAUGAUGCAGCCGGCGGCAGGGACCUGCGCGUCGCAUUCAAUCCUUCGACUACCAGCAACACUUUCUAUCUCAGUGGCGGAAAGCAAAGCACUUCCAGCGCUCCCACUUCUAUGUCCGACACCUACUCUCUCGAAAUAUCCGGGACACUGUCCCCCAAUCUACCAAACAGUACCACGGGUGCCUGGACGAAGCAAGAGAUCGGUAAACUCAAGUCUCUGUCGGGUAUUGGCAGCACCGUCAUUGGGCAGAAGAUCAUUUCCUAUGGUGGAUGCGAAUCGAGCGCAUCCCCCGAUGCAUCCUGUGCCACCCAAGAUGCCUACGUUCUCGACACAUCGAGCGGGGGCUCCAUUUCCCCCUCAGGUUGCGCCGCGCCGCGCUUAAACCCUGCGAUUGUGGCCAACAUGAAUAGCGCUAGUUCCAAUUUCGACACUCAAGCGUUGGUCAUGCUGGGAACGUUCAACACGUCGUUGUGGGAAGACGGAAAUGGCUUGGAGAAAGGUGGCGAAGUUGAUAUACUCGACAUUGGUGGCGGUACUUGGACUCGAGUGCUACCAUCCGGUGAUCCGAGUAGCAGUCCUAACUACCCGACACCGCGCCAGGGUGCGGCUGCCCUAUCCUUUACGAGUGGACUCGUUGGCAGCUCCCGUUCCUCGUACUCCGAUGUCAUAGUAUUUGGAGGCCAGGAUGCGUCAGGGAACUAUCUCGACGAUGUAUGGAUACUCCGCACUUAUAGUGCAUCCAUCACAUCUUCUGGGCAACAUUGGUCUGGGUUUGGCAGCGGCGACCUUCAAUCCGGUACAUCUGCCAACGGUCAAGGCGUCACCGUCAACUUCAAUUCCACUUGCGCUUCGCGCUUAUCCACGGCUUCUAGCCCAAGUAGUUCCGCUUCGUCGACUACGGCGAGCGCGUCAGCCUCGGGUACUCCCAGUGCAUCACACACUUCGAGUCCAUCGAGUUCGCCUGUAUCGGACGUUGCCUACUUCCCGUACGACACGGCCAUCUCUCACAAAGUCAUUGGUCCCAUAUCACUCGUCCUGGCCCUUCCUGCGGUUAUCCUCUACCGACUUUCACUUGCGCCCUCCACCGGCGUUCCGAUAGUGGGUUACGGCUCAUCAAGUUUACGCGUGGUUGCCUUCGCACUGGGCGCUGCCGCUUAUGGUAUCGGUGUUGCCGGCUUUGUCCUGGCCUUCACCUCCAUUGUCGCCGUACCUCGCCCUUCGAUUUCGGUUAAACGUGCAGAGUCUUCACCCACUCUUUUGAAGACAGCACAUGGUAUCGCCGGCCUUGUCCUCUUCCUGCUUGCAUACGGCGUCUUGCCCGUCCUGUUCCUCUUCUCUAUCUUGCGCUCGCGUAUCGGCGCAGAAGAGCCGAUCCAGACAAGCGACGAUAAGGCGGGCGUCCAAGCAGAGACAGCCUCGGUGGGCACUGCCGAGAAGCUUAUGGGUGUCCGGAGUCCCUCUGCCAAUGGCAUGAGCACCAGUGGCACCCGCUCAGCUGUUACAACCCCGGGCCUCGAGUUUCCACCCCGUCGGCUCACGCCACAGAAAUGGCCGGUACUUCACCGACCGACGCUCAGGACUCGGCGCCACUCGACUAGUAGUGCCGCGACAGAGCCUGAUCCAGAACCAGGAUCCUCUGGCACAUUUGAGGUCGUCAACCGCGGACAUAGAAAGCGCCAUCUCAGCGCGACCAACACGCUCGCGAUGUCGGAGUCAUCGCACCGUAUGGGACGCGGGCAUACCACACGUCGCAGCCUCAGCGAUGUUAGCUGGCUGGAGCGGCGUCGCAGUGUCGCUGCCGUUAGUGACCUCGAUUAUGCCCUCUCACAGCUCAAUCACAGUCAGCGAAGAACACCGACACCCGGAGCGGGCGCCAGUAUGCAGGCUCUCAAUGGCAACCCUGCUACUCCGAUCUUGCAAGCGCCGUCCAUGCCUCCCACAACAGAGAUACUUUUACAUAGUGCUCUGCACGCGUCAUUGCUCGCACUCACUGUCUUCUCCUUGGUCGCCUUGUGGCAACGUGGGCCGAUAGUGGCGUUUGCGGUCUUUCUGGCACUUACCGUCAUAAUUUAUGGCGUGUUCAUCGCUUUGGCCUGGUACGGCCGACCAGCCAACUCAACACUCACGGUGUUCUUCGCUCGCGUGCGUGGGGAUGGUGGAUACACACCUGCGCCCGCCACACCGAUGCCAGGAGAGUCGCGUCCGCUCUCGCCCGCAGCGCCAGGAUCGAGCACUGGACCAUAUCUGAAUUCUCCCCCGUUCAGGAGUGCUGCUUUGCAAGAGGAAGACGGUUAUGUCGCGUCUCGACACGGCCACCUCACUUCCGAAGCCGAAGGUGAUGAGGAUGCCGAUACCGACGAGAAUGAGGAUACGCGUCAGCGCCGUAUCGAGGAGGAAAUGGCGCGGCGCGAGGUUUCUAUCGUUACCGUACCGAAGCGCAAAUUAUGGGUUGUGAACCCGUCCUGA